AUGGGUGUGCAAGACAUUAUCCACUUCGACAUAGACGCCUAUCGGGCCAAGGUCCGGAACUACGAUGAUGGGAUUGUUAGCGGCACCGUGCUGGCUCCUUCCACAGGAGGUGCUUCGAUGAUCGGCUGUGUUGCUGCAGGCUGGACAAUACACCUUGUCGAACAGAAACUUGAGGUCGUUCGAGCCGAACUGACCAGCCGUGGGCAGCCACUGCACGAGAAGAGGACCAGAGAUCACGCAUUUCUCAUGACCACCAGCAGUGUAGCGGGAGCUAUGGGUAUAGGUAUGGGCAUGGAAGGACACAUUUUGGGAACAGCUGCCGCUGCAGGGGCCAACCUCGUUGCACUUACCACAGAAAAGCUGGAUCGUGUCCAGACAGCGCCCACCCACCCAAGCCCUGAAGCUGCCAACAGCUUCCACCGCCUGAAACGGUCCCUGACUGAGAAUGCCACAUCACGCUCUCGAUCACUGCUACAUCCAUUUUCCUCCGAAGACAAAGAUCUGUUCCGCAAAUACGACGACUUGGUCACCCGCAAGAAGUCCCUAGAAGAACGAUAUCAAAAACUCCGCGAAGUCACACUGGCGGCUGCAGGCGCGAAAUGGUACUGGUACGUAGUCUACCACUGCCCUUGUGAACCAGAAACCCUCAUAAUCUCGACCCAUUCAGGCUUGUGGAUCGACUCCCUCCGUUGUAGGGACAGCCUCGGUCAAUGGGACAAACCUAUCCAACGGUGUAAUCCCCGCUGGGCCAAGGAGGGUUUGGAACGUUUUCAAAGAGACCUUGACGAGACGGAAAAGCGUUUGGAUAAGUGGAACGCGUUGGUUGUCAACGUAAGUGUUCUAGUGUUUUUUCUACGCCUCAACGAUAUUUCCUAA
Molecule: messenger RNA, 876 nt
Organism: Cladophialophora psammophila CBS 110553
Lineage: Eukaryota; Fungi; Ascomycota; Eurotiomycetes; Chaetothyriales; Herpotrichiellaceae
Exons: 2
Coding region: 1-876 (291 amino acids)
Source: RefSeq, a predicted model, not a curated record